Racocetra persica is the source of this 135-nucleotide messenger RNA. NCBI's taxonomy places the organism in Eukaryota, Fungi, Glomeromycota, Glomeromycetes, Diversisporales, Gigasporaceae. The record is from the annotation of a GenBank genome assembly.
GAAGAUAUUCAUGAUCAACUUAGUCAGAUAAUCCGAGACGUUAAUUCAAAAAAAAUAUUUCGACCAUCAAAAGAUGAAUAUUUUAUGCGUUUAGCAGAAGUAGUAGGAUUAAGAACUAAUUGUAUGAAACGUAAA